AGGACUAAUCGUGGAAUUGAUGAUACUUGAUAGUGGUCUCAACCACACAAAAAAAGUGUAAUGGAGUCAAAACAAAUCUCAUACUACUAAAGUAGUGUGAUCCAGUGUAACCAUAUUUCGUCAAAACUCUUUUGAUAAUUAUCCUUUGAACCCUUUCGUUUCUCUCAUCUCACUCACUCUCCAAUUCUGCUUCAUCUUCCGCAUUUCAAAGGUUGGCUUAACUCUGUGUUGAAAGAUGACUUCUCGGGUGGUGAGGACUAAUAUGAGACUUCGAAGGAGGGAUGGUGUGAAUGUGUCUCAAAACGAACACCAGGAAGGGACUGAACAAGCUCCAACGGUGCCUCAGAUUGUGUCUACUCCUCCUAGGGUUAAUAUAGUUGCUAUUGAAGAUGAUGAUGAUGUUGUUGAAUCAACUGCAUCUGCUUUUGCUCAGGCUAAAAACAAAUCGAGAAGUGCACGCAGAGGACCUGUAGUAGUUGAUGUAGAGUCAGGUGGUACUAAUAGAGGGACAAGGCGUCGCUCUGAUCAAACUAGUGCUGACUCGGUUGAGCUUAACAAGCCGAGAAAGUCCAAGGCUGUGGCUCCUCCUGUAGAGGAACCAAAAUUUAAUUGUCCAAUCUGUUUGUGUCCAUUUACUGAGGAGGUUUCAACGAAGUGUGGUCAUAUUUUCUGCAAAGCGUGCAUAAAGAAUGCGUUAUCUCUCCAAGCUAAAUGCCCGACAUGUAGGAAAAAAAUCACUGCUAAGGACCUUAUCCGGGUAUUCCUUCCAACUGCCAGAUGAAUCAUACAGAAACAUCACCAGUACUCAUGGUUAAUGGUCUAUUGAUUCUAUCCUCCAACAAUGAAGAGAUGUUAUUGAUUCUAUCACCCAACAAUGAAGAGAUUUUCAGUAGUUGUAGUUUGUUAUAUCAAUAUCGUUCUGUUUUGUAAGAGAAUUAUCUAGGAGUCAUGGAAGACCUAUUUUUCUAAUGGAGAUCAUUCAUUGGUGAUCUUCAUUAUUUGAGUAGUUCCUUAUUGCUUAGUGAUUGUUGAGAUAUUUUAGGGAAGAUACAGUAUUGUUGAAUCUUAAGAAAACAUUCUACAUCCUGAGCC
Molecule: messenger RNA, 1092 nt
Organism: Arabidopsis lyrata subsp. lyrata
Lineage: Eukaryota; Viridiplantae; Streptophyta; Magnoliopsida; Brassicales; Brassicaceae
Product: E3 ubiquitin-protein ligase RNF4
Exons: 6
Coding region: 236-781 (181 amino acids)
Source: RefSeq, a predicted model, not a curated record